Messenger RNA from Populus nigra (black poplar), 2476 nucleotides. Its product is annotated as ferric reduction oxidase 8, mitochondrial. The record is from RefSeq and is a predicted model, not a curated record. Gene Ontology annotation, molecular function: oxidoreductase activity. Gene Ontology annotation, cellular component: plasma membrane. Bases 112 to 2280 code for a protein of 722 amino acids. Lineage: Eukaryota; Viridiplantae; Streptophyta; Magnoliopsida; Malpighiales; Salicaceae. The transcript has 8 exons.
AUUUUGAAGGGUCAAUUCUAGUUCAAUGUUCUGUAUAUAAACCGUAACUUUCAAACUAAUGAAUUAAAGAGAAAGUAAAGCAUCUUCUUGAAAUAAUCUUAGAAAGCAGACAUGGCAAAGGCCAUUCAGCUUGAUGUUCUUAAAGUACUGAUGAUCAUCAUAUUUGCUGGUUGGAUUGCUGUCUGGAUUCAAAAGCCUACUAGCCUGUGGACACGAAAAUGGAAAGGAGCCGAAGAUAGUUCUAGGUAUACAGUGUUUGGCUAUUAUGGUCUCAACUUUGCAGUAUACACAUUUCCUCUUAUUUCCCUGACCAUAAUUGGACUAGUUUACUUGAAUUUGGUUUCGAGGGAGCCUCCUCGAAGCAGACCAGCAAGGAGUGCAACUAUUGGUUUUUCAAAUCCUGUGUUGGUAAACAGCUUUCUGGGAAUUUUAUCUAGCAUAGAGAUUCUGGCAGUGUUCCUCUUUGUCCUCUUUCUAGCUUGGACUUAUUAUGCCCGCAUCAGCAAUGACUUUAAAAAGUUGAUGCCAAUCAAGUCACUGAAAUUGGAUUUAUGGCAACUCAAGUAUUUAAGAGUGGCAACCCGAUUCGGAUUGCUAGCAGAAGCCUGCCUAGCUUUGCUUCUUCUUCCUAUUUUAAGGGGAUUGGCUUUAUUUCAGAUACUUGGCAUCCAGUUUGAAGCUUCAGUAAGAUACCAUAUAUGGCUAGGGACUUCAAUGAUACUUUUUGCCACCAUUCAUGGCGCAAGCACUUUGUUCAUCUGGGGUGUCAGCCACCAUAUUCAAGAUGAGAUGUGGAGAUGGCAGAAAACAGGACGGAUAUACCUGGCAGGGGAGAUAGCUCUUGUCACAGGACUAGUAAUCUGGAUCUCAUCUCUUCCUCAAAUAAGGAGGAGAAGAUUUGAAAUAUUCUACUACACACACCAUCUGUACAUAGUCUUUCUAAUAUUCUUCUUGUUCCAUGCUGGAGAUCGGCACUUCUACUCAGUAUUUGCUGGGAUAUUUCUCUUCGGUCUUGACAAGCUACUUCGAAUUGUACAAUCAAGACCAAAAACUUGCGUUCUCUCGGCACGAAUAUUCCUAUUCCCCAGCAAAGCCAUAGAACUUACGCUGCCAAAGGAUCCAAGAUUGAAGUAUACCCCAACAAGUGUUAUAUACAUGAAGAUACCAAGUAUUUCCAAGUUUCAGUGGCAUCCCUUCAGUAUAACUUCUAGCUCUAACCUAGAUGAUCACACGAUGUCUGUUGUGGUAAAAUGCAAUGGGGGCUGGACAAGUACUUUCUAUGACGUGAUACAAGCAGAGUUAGAUUCAGAUACUGGUUCUAUGAGCUGUAUGCCUGUGUCGAUUGAAGGCCCUUAUGGACCUGCUUCCCUGGACUUCCUAAGGCAUGACAGCCUACUAAUGAUUGCUGGUGGAGCUGGGAUAACCCCAUUUCUCAGCAUUUUAAAAGAAAUUGCUUCUGUAAACAGCAGCAGAUAUAGAUUCCCCACGCGUGUUCAGCUUAUCUAUAUCGUGAAGAAAUCACUAGAUAUUUGCCUUUUAAACUCAGUUUCUUCUCUACUUCUGAACCAGUCAUCCACACAAUUGUCUCUGAAGCUGAAAGUAUAUGUAACUCAAGAAGAGGGGUCUAAUGCAACAGUGAGAGGAUUAGUGAAUGACUUAUCUCUAGUAAGAACAGUCAACUUUAGCACCGAAUGCUCAAACUAUGCCGUACAUGGACCAGAAAGUCCAAUUUGGAUGGCUGCCAUGGCCGCAUUAUCCUCCAUCAAAUUCAUGGUUUCUCUUAUUUGCUUCAAUCACAUUUUUCUUCCCCAUGAAAAGAAGAGUGCUGUGACGGAAAAGAUGGUUGUUCCCUCAGAAAAGAAGGCCGCAAAAGAAAAGACCCCCUCUUCAGUUGUUGAUCUACUUCUCCUAGCUUCUUUCAUCAUAACACUGGCAUGCAGCACCUUUUUAGCAAGUAUUUUGAGAUGGAAAAGACUCAAGAAAGAUAUCCCACCUGUCUCUCCAAAACAAGAUAAAGCCACAGAACAUGGUUCAGUGGAGACUAGAAGUCCUGUUGAAGAACAUGAACUUCAUUUUGGAGGAAGGCCUGACUUUCAAGAUAUAUUCUCCAAGUUUCCAAAUGAAACCGGCGGGUCUGAUAUCGGAGUGCUGGUGUGUGGACCGGUAAGUAUGAAGGAGUCGGUGGCAUCGUUAUGCCAGCUGAAGUCUCAAGGACUCAACAUUGGUUCCAUGGGAAAGAAAACAUACUUCAGUUUCCACUCCCUCAACUUCACUCUCUAGUCUCAUCAUCAAUAUCGCCAUUAAGACACAGAAAAACAGGCCCAAAUGUAACUAGUAGCAUCUGGCUUUCUAAAUAAUGGAUGGCUACAUUCCACUUUGUACAUAUUUCAUUGUAAAAAGGCUUGAGCAGCUCAGCUCAGCUGAGCUGAGAGCUUGUGGAUUUAAAAUAAGUUCAAUGGAUGGAACUUUAUCAAAA